CCUUUCAAAAUAGGUCACAUUUACUCUCUGUAAAUAAAAUGUACAUAUUCUAUUUUUUUUUAUUUAAUAAUUUGUUAUUAACUAUUGAUCUCAAGCAAAAUUAUGGUUAAAGAGAAAUAAAAACAAGAAGGUCACAACUUUGAACUGAAACCAUGAAAUUGAUCUAUGCGAACUAAACAGAAUUGGAUAUCAACAAAAGAAUCGAAUUUCCUAUUCUCCUGCACAUCCCUAUUACCCCAAUUUGCCACCAACCAUAACGCACCACCACAUCGACACCCACUGUCGGUGUUUGUAAGACGCCCUCCGACGACGACGAAGCCGACUACCGUUGACGACGACGAAGCCGGCGACGACGACGCGAAGGUAUACAAAACCGCUGAUGAUCGUUCGAUCAGUCUCUAAUAGUGAACCUCCAUGAUAAUUGAGUGAGUGAGGUAUCGGGCGGUGCUCCACGGUUAGUGUGACCCCUCGUGGACUUGUGGAGUGAAAAUCGACCGCUGUGACCCCUUUUGCAAGAGUGGAACGGAGUUUGCCGGUGUGCUACGGUGUGGCCCGGUUGGCCCGACACGGAAGAAUUUCAAGCCCUGGGACGAAGCGUCGCCGGUGUGAUACAGUGUGGCCCGGUCGCCGCUAAAGACGCUGGGCGCUGCAACCAGGAGUAGAAGAAUUUUCCCUCUGAAGAAACCAUUUCGAAGAAGCGUUGCCGGUGUGCUACGGUGCGGCCCGAGUGGCCCGGUACGGAAGAGAUUCAAACCCUGUGACGAAGCGUUGCCGGUGUGCUACAGUGUGGCCCGGUCGCCGCUAAAGACGCUGGGAGCUGCGACCUGGAAUUGAAGAUUUUUCCCCUGAAGAGACCCUUUCGAAGAAGCGUCGUCGGUGAGCGGAGUGGCCCCGCCCGGAAGCAUUCGUUUUCAUCGUUCAGCUGCUAGUAAAGGUUUCGAGCACCGACGCCACGAUGCCGCCCUGUUCGGGUGCGAAUGUGCUGCCACGCACGGAGGUGCCGCCAUUGCUGAGGAGGAUCCCCUCAUGUACAAACUAAAGGUGUGUAAAUUAUUUUCCAUACUUUCCUUUUUCCCUCAUGCCACUAUGUAAAACGUGAAAUGCCAAACUAAUUAAAUCGAAUAAUGUAAACUAGAAAUUUUAAUACCUUUUUGAAUUUAGACACUCUGAGCCCUGAUUUCCUCCAUCUUUCGCGAGACAGUUCGCUUUGGUCAAAUUUUGACGUAGGACUACGUCCGAGUUUUUUUUGGGAAGUUGUUCCGCUAACCGCCCAAUUUCCUCUUGGAGCCUAAUUAAACGACCCUGAGGCGAAGGAGAAAGCCUGGGGGCCACAAAAGGGUGGCCCGACAAAAGAUUUUCUAACAAUUGGCGCCCAACGCAAAAUAAAAAGAAAAGGUUUCCAUUUUGACCUUAAAGUGGAACCCUUUUCAGAGUAGCUCCGGGAGGAAUUGGAAUCCAUUAUUCCAAUUGUUCUUUUUAUGAGAGGUGAACUGAUUUGUAUCGAAAUAGUAUUGUGUAAAAGGAAUUCCUUUGUUCUUUUGGAAUCGUUCGGAUGAUGAGAACUACUGCUGUGAAUCGUUCUUUUCCUUUCGAUUCGUCUUUAUAAAUCAGUUUCUUCUCUUUAUAAAAAAAAACUGAAUUAUUCUAUUAGUAGAGUUAAAUAAAUUAGUAGUGAAAUUUUGCUUCAUUAAAUACACCGUGCUUCAAAUUUAAGAUUUUCUUGUAAAUAUUUUUCCUUUUUUUACUUUUAUACUUUUAUAGUGUCUAGCUUAGCAUAAAUUAUGCUGAACUAGUUUAUUAUUUUUAUUUUUUAGUUUUUUUGUGUAUUUUUUCUUAAUUUAAUAGAAAUAAGCUAUUAUUUAAGCCACUUUCUCGUUUAUUUUAGCGAAAAGUAGCUGUAUUGAUUCUUUUUGUAGUUUAAGCUUAUUUUGUCUAAUUAUUUUGGUUUCAUUUCGUUCUUUUUUUAAUUCUAUUUUACAUUCUCAUUGGAGAAAUGGCUGAAGCACACGAAACACAAUUUGCACACGCAGUUGAGAAGAUUCGGGAGUGGUACCACGGCUUAAGGGUGGACCAUUUGUCUCCAGAGGAGUUGGACUUCGAAACCAAUAUUCGAUCGAUCGUCAUUCGGGAUGAUCCCACCUACUCACGACGGCGAAGGUGGCUCCGUGAGCAUAUGAAAACUGAGAAGCAGAAUGAUACUAUUAUUGAAGAGGUAGUUUUAGAGGGGAAUGGUGAGGAAGUUGUACAGUUCUGUCGACGCAACUUCGACGAACUUUUUGCAGGAUUGCAGCAGAGCGAUAAGAAUUUAAGGGUAAGAGGCAAAUCAAAAUUGCUACAUUUCGGUCACCGGCUUAUCCUUUAUCUAAAGCACUUUAGGGAUUCGGAGGAAACAGAAAGUUUCCUCAAGUCAAUGCUUGUUGAUGUGGUGGAUCUGUUGGACCGGUAUUUCUACACUAAAUCCUCUGCAUCUGAACAGCACAAUCAGGAGGAACUGGAGGAACAAGCUCUGAUCGACUUGUUUCGUUCAGAGAAUGUUUCGGCAGUUCCACCUCUUCGAAAUGCGGAUCCAGGUGCAGCCGUUUCAGUGAGUACUACUGCUUCAGGAAUUCCUGCAGUAGCUAACCAGUUUGAAGGCAGCGACUGUAUACGCUCUUUACUAGCUCGCAUUAAUGAGUUGGAAGCGAAAAUGGCCAGGAUGGGAACACCGUGUGAAGAAGAAGCUCAGCACAAUGAAACGGAGCUUCCGAGUAGAAGUUCACAGCCACUGGUGGGUGCGCCACCAGUUCUUCAAGUUUCUUCAGCUCCUCAUUCCUCUUUCACACCUUUUCCGGGAUUCUCGCAAGGAUUGAGCUCUUCAGUAGCUGCCAAUCCUUCUAGGCCGAUUACUAGUGUAACUUUUUCGUUACCGCAAAGUCAUCCUACUGCACAGCCGCAGCCACCUUCAUCGUGGCACAGCUACCUUCAGAACCAUCAACAGCCGUUUCAACCUCCGAUCACCAACGCAUGGUUAGGAUUCCCUGGUACCUCUACCGUACCAUCACGGAAUCCUGUUCCGGGGUCCGCGGCUAUGAACCUUGGACAUCCUGGGAAUCCAUGGCUUGGAAAUCCCACUUUUACUACUCCGCCGGUCAAUCCAUGGGCUGGAACCUCAGUUCCCAUAUCAACCCCAUUCGCUCAUCCUUCGCUCGCUUCGUUGAGUCCAUUGCCUCCGAGCAACCUGGCGCGGCACAGCUUGCCGGUGUCCAAGUGGACAAUCACGAAAUACGAUGGUGAAGAUCAAGGGUUGAAAUUGAAUCAAUUCCUAGGAAUGGUUCACGCCAUGGCCGUCGCAGAACAUGCUUCGGAAGCUGAACUAUUUGAUUCGGCGAUCCACCUUUUCAAAGGGCCAGCAUUGCAGUGGUAUAUGACCAUGCGUGCCACAGGUCGUCUGGUGAACUGGCAGCAUUUGGUUCUAGAACUCAGGAGGACUUUCAUGCACCCUGAUCUAGACACGCUAAUCAAAAUGAAGGUGUAUCAGCGACACCAGUCACGAAACGAGACCUUCCUACAGUUCUAUCACGGCAUGGAGGAGCUCUUCGGGACAAUGAGUGUUCCCUUACCGGAACACGAGAAAGUCCAAAUCCUUCUUCAGAAUAUGAGGAUUGAUUACAAAAAGCAACUCAAUUUCCUCCCUAUUGCUGAUCUUCCGACACUUGUGUCUGCUGGUCAGAAGAUCGAUGCCGUGAACUUCUCAGUCUACAACAAGGUUUUUGGACCUGAGAAGUCGGUUAACGUAGUAGAGUACUCGGAACCGAAGAAAUGCUUAUCCCAGGAUAAGCCCAAUAAAUCCCCUACUCCACAUCAACAAGCAUCGUCGAGAAAUACGAAGGCCCACUCUCCUCCACAGACCAAUCAGAAUCGGAAGGGUUCCGAAACCGGAACCGAUACUUCCCGUGGACCAGCUAGGGCACCAACCACCUUGGAAGACAUGAUCAAGUCUCAUAAACCCUUAUCCAGCCGCCAUUGUUUCAACUGCGGCUUAUUUGGGCACCGAAUGGACCAGUGCAGACUUCCUAGGGGAGUCCUGUGCGAAAACUGUGGUUUUAGAGGCUAUCCGACAAAUAAUUGUCCAUAUUGCGUAAAAAACGCCUUAGCAGCGAGCCAAAACCGCCGCCCGCUGAACCCAAACUAUUAA
Aedes albopictus (Asian tiger mosquito) is the source of this 4174-nucleotide messenger RNA. RefSeq lists its product as uncharacterized. NCBI's taxonomy places the organism in Eukaryota, Metazoa, Arthropoda, Insecta, Diptera, Culicidae. The transcript is spliced from 2 exons. The record is from RefSeq and is a predicted model, not a curated record. Bases 1994 to 4174 code for a protein of 726 amino acids. Gene Ontology annotation, molecular function: nucleic acid binding; zinc ion binding.